Messenger RNA from Mycena citricolor, 2207 nucleotides. Lineage: Eukaryota; Fungi; Basidiomycota; Agaricomycetes; Agaricales; Mycenaceae. The record is from the annotation of a GenBank genome assembly.
UUUGCUUUGGGUAGGUCCGGCCCGGUCCAGCUCUGUUUCGUUUCGACCAACUCUCCUGGAACUACGUUCAUCAUUAAGCUUGUUUGUGGAACCUCUCGACCCAAUAAGACCUGUCUAUUCCAAGUGCCAAGUGGAUUUGCUAUUGAACCAAAGUUCAUAUCCUUUUGUCACACGAGUGGACCGAGCGGGAGAUGCGGCUCCACCAAAGCGUAUGGGUCAUCAGACGAAAAAUCGGUUCGGAAAUGCGCCAAGUGCUCUGGACCUUUCCCGCGGACGAGAUGGUGUGAGAUGCAAGCUCUAGCGAAGAUUAAGAGAUACCCUGCAUGCGUAGCUCACCUCAAGGGCUGUGCGAUCUACGACACCGAUGCGGAUGCGAAAGCUGCUCAUUUUCCAGGUCUCAUCAUAUUCAAGAAUUUCCUCCAUCUUGAGCAGCUCCACGACCCGUUUUGCCUGCAUCGCAAUUGGAUCUGGACUGACGUGUUUGCCAACCCAUCGACGAUGCGGGCGACACAAUGCAUCCUCACGCCACCUCUGGCAUCAGCCAGCAUCCCUGCUUUGUCUGCAGUGGAUUGCGUGAAAGACAGAACACGAGCGAGGGUGCGGUGUUUGCAUGAAAUAGUAACACAUAGCGUAGCUGUAUUGCGCGCCUUCGACGGAUUCAAAGCGGAAGGGAAAAUCACUUGUGCUCGAUAUGAACCUUGGCUGCGAUUAGACGCUGGGCGUUGCCGGACCACUGAUGGCUCCACGGUAACUCCCGGUCCCCUUCCUCCCGCUACUUACCUCCAUGCGUACAAUGGACGAAUAUCCGCGUAGUCGGGCUGCUCGUCUCUCCCGUCCAUCACUCCAUAAUAGAACGUAGUGUCUAGCACUGUCAAGACGGCAGGCAAAGUCGACUGGAAGCGAACUCACCUCGGCCGUCGGUUUCCCGCUGAGUGAAUCCAGUACCCAGGUAUCCGAAUCUGUUCCCGGCAUAGCCAUAUUCGUAGUCCCAGUCCUCCCACCGGAUGUUGUACAGCAGCUCCAUGAAAAGUACACGGUUCCCGGGGAAGAGCAUCGGAGCAGCUGGGAAGAGCAGUUGAGCAGUCGUGUGCACGAUGCCGACGAGGCGACCCACCAUCCUUGUGCAGUCUGAACCACGAGGAGCAGUUACCGACCCACGCCGUCCGCUUGACAUACAGCUCCCGGUGCUCGUUGAAAUCGUCGGCCGCUUUGUCCUUGAUCUUGAUCGCAGUGAUGUUCUCCAUCUGGAGUUUCUGGAUGAUCUUGAGGAACAUGGUCGUGUCUGCAAUUCUGCACUCAGUUCAUCGGAACUUCGAUUGAGCGUAGCGCCCCUCUCACAGGCAUGGAUCACUGGGGCACCGGAGCCGUGGGCGAUGGGGCCGUGGGGGCCGUAGUACAUGAAAUACUGUGCACGGGGUCAGAACCAAUACUGCAUUUCAAGAUUAAUCCCGGCGGUCCCAGCCUGAACAGAACGACUGACACUGUCGACGGGAUACUCCUUCCACAGAUCCUGGAUGUUCACGCCAUGUGCGACGAUCGGGAAGCGGGGCUUGUAACUUGUAUCGAAGCCACUUUGGUAACGGAUUAGCAGCGGUGUUACGACCCGGUAAGUAGAUAGAUCACUGACGUCGCACAGAUAAUCACAUCACCUCAACUUCGUUCCCUUACCUGCACAUUCGGCUCGAGCAAAGCCUCGAGAUAUCCGUUCCCUGGUGUUGGCCGACGACAUCCUACCGCGAAAUCCUUGGGCACAAUAGCGUCGAUCAGCCGCUCGUCUUGCUUGAGUCGUUCUCGCAUAUCCCGGUUGCCGAACUGUUGCUCUAUCAGUCAAGUAACACUCGAAUACCCCAUUCUUUUGAAAGACCUCCAAAGAUGCUAGUUGUUCUGGCGUGCCCUGGACGAUGAACUUGAAUCGUUCGUUGAGCUCAGACUGCAGCGCAAGUCAGCAAGUCAUUCAAGCCCGACGACAUGCGGACUUCUAUCAUCUUCCGGUAUUUCAGGGCAUGCUCUGGAUCGUUCCGGAACCUCUCUUUCUGCUCUUCAGAGUCUGAAACGUUGACGCCGCCGGGUCCGGCGAACUGCGGGGCAAAUGCCCCCGUGAUCCAAGUGGGCGAGCGGAUCCAAUGGUACAGCUGCUUCACCUCUGGCUGGAUCGCCGCCAGCACCUGGAUCCCUGAGGACCCCGAUCCAAUCACCGCCACGCGCUU